Nannizzia gypsea CBS 118893 is the source of this 3435-nucleotide messenger RNA. RefSeq names its product plk/plk-unclassified protein kinase. Gene Ontology annotation, molecular function: ATP binding; protein binding; protein kinase activity. Gene Ontology annotation, biological process: protein phosphorylation; mitotic cell cycle; regulation of cytokinesis. Lineage: Eukaryota; Fungi; Ascomycota; Eurotiomycetes; Onygenales; Arthrodermataceae. The record is from RefSeq and is a predicted model, not a curated record. The transcript has 4 exons. The coding region runs from base 1 to 3435 and encodes 1144 amino acids. Gene Ontology annotation, cellular component: cytoplasm; centrosome; nucleus.
AUGGAGCCACUAUCUCCGCGAUCAACCAACAUUCCGCCAAAACCAAAGGUCGAAUCGACUAAAAAGCUAUCUGUCAAGACCAAUCCCACUCAAAAGCAGCAAACAUCCCACCGGCACCAUGCGACACCUCCACCUCCUGAGGUCAAGGAACCUGGCGCCAGCGGAGAGGAAUACGAGAUAGGAAGCUUCCUUGGAAAGGGUGGGUUUGCAGUUUGUUAUGAAGGGAAGCUUGCAAGGAAUGGACGAAUCUUUGCCAUGAAAGUUGUCAAGUCCGAGAUGCAGCAAAAGAAAAUGGAGGAAAAGUUUCGGACAGAACUACAAAUCCAUUCAAAAAUGAAUCAUCCUAACAUUGUUACAUUUCACCGGGCGUUUUCCUUCCAAAAGAACAUAUAUGUGGUUCUCGAGCUUUGUCCCAAUGGAUCGGUAAUGGAUAUGGUGAAGAAAAGAAAGUUUCUAAGUCUGCCAGAGGUCCGACGGUUUAUGAUACAGCUUUGUGGUGCUGUGAAGUACCUUCACAAACGUCACGUUGCCCACCGUGAUUUGAAGAUGGGCAACUUGUUUCUCGAUCAAGGCAUGAAUAUCAAAGUAGGUGACUUUGGGCUAGCAGCCCUAAUGCUCAGUGAGAAAGACGAGAAGAGAAGGAAGACCCUCUGCGGAACCCCAAAUUAUAUCGCUCCGGAGGUAUUAGACAAAAGCAAAGGAGGCCAUAACCAAAAGGUCGACAUCUGGUCUUUGGGUGUUAUUUUCUUCGCUAUGCUUACAGGUUUUCCCCCCUUCCAAUCAAAAACGCAAGAGGAGAUCUACAAGAAAGUGAAGUCACUUAGUUAUGACUGGCCAGUCGACACUGAAAGUGCAAAUUAUAUUCCAGACGAGGCUAAAGACCUGGUCACUGCUUGCUUGAAUCUUUCAGAGGAAAAGCGGCCAGACCCUGAUCAGAUUGUAGAUCAUCCGUUCUUCAACAUGUACUCAGGCUGUAUCCCCCGUGAACUAGAACCCGAAUCCCGCACAUCAGCUCCACAUUGGAUAACAAAGGAUAGCCCUCGAGGCGACAAUCCGGCCCCUGGAUACAGUUUGGAGUACGAUCAUACGUAUAGGAAGCUGAUAUCACAUGUUACGAAUUCGAACCAGAGAUACAUCAUAUGUAAGAACAUAUUUUACGCGGAAUGCGGCGUUGGAAGACGGAGCUCCGGGGAGAUACGAAAGGCAGCUGGAAAACGAUGUGGAAAAUCUGCUUUUGCAGAAUGCCUUACUGAAGAAGAGAGGGGGCUCCAGCCUGUUAUGCCUCUACCAUCUGAUAGAGUCUACAGCUACUACAUUGAUAAUGGCAAGGACUGGAGCCUUAACGAAGCAGACAUGGAAAACGACUUGCCGGAGGAUCAAGAAAGUAGCACUGGAGCCAUUGAUGGCCGGGGGACUUUGACUAAAUCAAAAGCUGCAAUGAUAGCCAGGACUGAGAUCGCCCUGGCUGCUCAACUCAAUCGCCGAGAAUCCGCCCCAAAAAAUCAUGCUGCUAUGUUGCGUCAACAAGCGGUUGCAUCCCGUCCAGCAGCGAAGGAUCCUUCUUCAACGACCGCCCAAGAUGCAGUGGUAGUUUCCGACGUUGUACCCGAGAAGAAUCCGGCCAUUAGGAGCACUCGGAAUCUACUUAGUCAACGCCCAAUACGCACUCGAUCGCAGACUGCUCAGGCUUACCAUGAGUCUAUGCGGGAAAAGAAUCGCGUGCCCAUUACAUCUAUGCCCAAGUCAAGCUCAACACCAGCAGCACUGACUGCUCCCUCCAGUAAAAAGGGCCCCAAUUCCGGGCCUGCUCCAGUGGUUGGCCUUCGAAGCGCUGGGCAGGAAAACGCGGUUGAAGAACUCGCCAAAGUAGCGGAGCGUCAGCCUCAAUCAAUCGUCGGCUCUGGACGAACGAUACCUAUUCGGGCUGCUUCAACCUCAACCUCAACCUCAACCUUACGCCGGCACCAGAGCCAAUCGUCGGCUACGAGCAAGGACGUUGCAUCUCGUUACAAUAAGCAACACGGCUUGACCAGAUCAGCAACGACAUCAUCAGCCGCAUCCAGUAGUAGCGGCAAAUCACGAUCAGCAUUAGGAUCCGGCCCGCUCAUUUUGCCAGAGGAUCAGUCAGAAUCAAUGCCAGGAUCGAGCGUACAUGAAGUUGUAGCCGAUCUUCAAGUAUACCAGUCUGCUCUUCGCGAGAUACCACCUCAAAACUCAAUUAAAGGUUCUGGGAACCGAGUUACCCAACCCCAAUCAAGUUCCAGAUCUGGAGCCCAUCCAUAUGUUGUGAAGUGGGUCGACUACACUAAUCGAUAUGGAAUUGCUUAUGUGUUAGACGAGGGAAGUGUUGGCUGCGUUUUCAGGGGAGAGAAUGGUUACCCAGCGACUGGAGUAGUAGUUAGAGAUGGCGAAAGCCAUCUUCGACUAAAGGCGCGCGCCAAAGGGGAUCCAGAAAGUGCCAUCCCAUACUCAGAAGUUGACCAACUUGUUCCAAGAGACGGGAAACCGAUUGAAUUCUACGAAAAUGUGGAAAUCAAUGCAUCUGGCUAUUCUGACGGAACGGUUAAGCGAGCUCUUCUUCCUGCAAAAACAUUCGAAACAAGAAGGUCAAGUCCAGACAAGCCUGCAAAUAUUCUUUGUACAGUUAGGAGUGCUGAAAAAGCAAAUCGCGUCAGGUUGGUAGAUCAGUUUGGAAAAUACAUGGUAGGCUCGCUGGGGAGAGGCGCUAUUGAGCCAUCAAAGUCAAAAAGUAGUGGCCAAUAUAUCAAGUUCUACCAGAGACUUGGGAAUGUUGGCGUCUGGGGUUUUGGUGAUGGUGCAUUCCAAUUCAAUUUCCCGGACCACACAAAGCUUGUGCUAUAUCUACCCGAGCAAAGGCCCGCCGACCCUUCGGAUUUGGCUAACUCUUGUCGAAUUGACUUUUAUCACCUUUCGCCAUCAGCAGCCAGAUAUCUCGUUGCAAAAGGCAAAAUGCAUCCCAGCGGGUUUGAUACCAGAACAGUCAUAUCAGAGCUGGCCUCUGCUUAUCUAUCCUCGAUCUCUGGGGUUCCCACAAGGGUCCCGGGUAUCAGCUCCGAACGGUUCAGGGAUAUCCUCGAAGCAAACUCUUUCCCAAAGAAACUCGAGUUUAUCACCACUGUUAUUGAUUGUUGGGCUACGAACAAGAGACUUGGAGGAAGGGUUUACCUUUCGUCUGUCUCUAAAGUCAACGGUGCCAUAAAAUGUACUUCUGCGGAUCUUCUCUGGGAUGGAGCUCAAGAAAGAUCAUGGGCUAGCGCUUCCGGGAGCAAAUUCGUCUGGGUUUCGGUUGGUGCACAGGGAGGAGAUGGCGACUAUAUGUCAGUCAAACUCCAAACAAACGCAGCAGGAGAAGUUCAGUGUGCUGGCAUGGAAGGGCACCCUCAGCUCGGAGAUCAGCUACAGAAGUUAGUCUGA